UCUGUGCAACGGAGCAUUUGUCAAACUUCGCAGAUUUCGUUUCGUGUCAUUUUGUGUUUUUAAAAAACCAUCUUAUUCAAUUAAAAUAAACGAUGUUUAAAUUGAAAGAAACAUCUUGGCGCUUCUUAUUGUUAUGAAAACGAAAAUAGUUUUUCAUUCUUGUGUUUCAAUGGAGAAAUUAAACCCGGUCACGUAAAAAGAAGCACUGAAUAAACUUACUGAUUACUUCGCUAUAAUCGGUAAAAAUGUCGAAGAAUGGCGAAGUGUCGUCGAAUCAAGGGCCGAGCAGACCGACUAUGCCAAAACCUGAACUGAAUUUGUUUUGUUCAGACAAACGAAAAAUAUUGAGCCCCCCUUUCGGAGGGCCAUCAAGUGAUAGUGCUGCAUUUAUGCCCUUUUCUCAGAAUUCUGCGGCACCAAAACCCCGAUUACCAUCGCGCACCAUCAGAGAUGUGUUGCCUGAUAAUACAAGAGAUAGGUGUAGAAUUUAUCCUUCAAUGCAGUCCUCUGGUAGGUUACAGUUAUCUGCCACUGAAAUUUAUGAUUUCACUGCUGAUGAUUUACAAGAUCUAGGUGAAAUUGGACGGGGUGCAUUUGGUGCUGUUAACAAAAUGGUUCAUAGGAAAUCUAACAGAGUAAUGGCUGUAAAACGUAUUCGUUCUACUGUGGAUGAGAAAGAACAAAAACAAUUAUUGAUGGACCUUGAGGUAGUCAUGAAAAGCAAUGAAUGCCCAUACAUUGUACAGUUUUAUGGAGCCCUGUUCAAAGAAGGUGAUUGUUGGAUUUGUAUGGAGUUAAUGGAUACCUCGCUAGACAAAUUUUAUAAGUUUAUAUGUGAACGAAUGCAGAGAAGGAUACCAGAAAUAAUAAUAGCAAAAAUAACACUAGCUACUGUCAAAGCUUUAAAUUAUUUAAAAGAAAAAUUAAAAAUUAUUCAUAGGGAUGUUAAACCAUCUAACAUACUGUUAGAUAGAAGAGGAAAUAUAAAACUUUGUGACUUUGGUAUUUCUGGUAAGCUUGUUGAUUCAAUAGCCCGCACUCGAGAUGCUGGAUGUCGACCAUAUAUGGCACCUGAACGUAUUGACCCUGGACGAGCAAGAGGGUAUGAUGUAAGGUCAGAUGUAUGGUCGCUGGGUAUUACUUUGAUGGAGGUUGCUACUGGCUCCUUCCCUUACCCUCGAUGGGGCUCUGUUUUCGAGCAGCUGCAACAAGUUGUGCAGGGAGAUCCUCCUCGCCUUACCAACAAAAACAAUACUUUCUCAAGUAACUUCGUAAAUUUUGUUAAUACUUGCCUUAUCAAGGAAGAAACACAGCGUCCCAAAUAUAAUCGAUUAUUGGAACAUCCUUUCAUAAAGGGGAUUGAUCAAAACAGAGUUGACGUAGCCGCCUAUGUAUGUGAAGUUCUAGACGCAAUGGAACGCAAUGGCGUCAGCCCAUUCACCACAGAUCAACCAGCACAGGCAUGGAUAGACUAAUUCAUAUAUUCCAAACUACCUUAUAUAGAAUAGCAAACAAGUUUAACUUGUCGACACGUGGUAUUAGUGCUUAACACUCGAUCAUUGUAUUUAUUAUUGGUUUGUUUUUAAUUAUUAUUAAUAUUCAGAUUAGCUUGCCUAAAAAUGAUAUGUCAACCAUAAUGAUAGAAGCAAAGUUCAAAUUCUUGUAUAUUUUAUAAUUGAAUAAAUAGUAGUUUAUAAAUAGCUAAUAAGUAUUAGGUGAAGUAGAAAAAUCUUCUAUAAAGGUAUAAUAUGCUAGGUAUGUAUGUAUACAUUGCACUUAUAUGAUACACUCCAUGUUUAUUGAGUAUUCAUGGUUAAAUUUUAAAAAUCAUUGUUUUAUACAUUUAACAAUUAUUAUAUUAUGUAUUGUAGUAUUGUGAUUAAUGAUUAUAAUGUAGAAAAUAUUCCACAUACGUUUUCACCUAAUUUGUUUAAAUAAUGAAAUAUGAUGCAUUUAAAUAAUUAAUUAUAUAGAUUGACACACCUAACUUAUAAACCCACACUUAAUGGUUAUGAAAUCUGAAAAUAAUAUAUGAAGGUGAGAGACCUAUUUUUACAAAGCCAUAUAAAACUGAGCAUAAUUUGAUUGUUAUUUAUUAUAAUUGCUUAUGAAAUUGCCAUUAAAAUUUACAUGACAUAGAUGCCACCUAAACAUAAGAAUGCAUUAAAACUUACAGCCAGUGGACAAAAAUAGGUCUGAAUUCUGGCUUGCCCUAUCUUCAGUCCAUGUGAUAGAUUGAAAUGAAUGUUAUUGGUAACGAAGUAUAAAUAAUAUUUACAAAGAAGUCUUUCGCACUCCUUGUUUUGUAAAUUUUAAUUAUGUUAAAAAAUGGUGUCUGGUUUUACAUGAUAUUAAGUUUUAUUUCAUAUGCAAUAUUAUUAUUAGAUAGAUGUAGAUAAUAAUGUUGACAUAGAAUUCACAAUUUUUGUGUUGUAAUAUGGUAGUUAAAAUAGUAUGAAUUGAAUUUUGAUAGAGAAUAAUAGGUUUAUGCAGAAUAACAAUUGAAUUUUUAGUUCAGGGUAUCUUUUGAAUGGUAUAAGAAUACCCGCAAUUCAAAUAUUGUUUACGAAUGGGACAUUUUUUUUAUCGUAUGAGAAUUAAAAAAACUGAGUGGUAAUAAUAUUAGUUUCUUGCAGCAUUCAGUUUAUACUCAUAUUUUAAUCUUGAUUGUGAGUUAAUUCUUCAUUUGUGAAAUGCAUAGCUAAUAAAAGAUUGUAUGUAUAGAUAUAAUUUUGUAAUAAAUUGUAUAUACAGACAGAUAAUAACUAUACAUAAGUAAUUAAAUACAUAGCAUUCACUUUUAUAAGGCAGCAAUACACUAAAAAAUAUUGUUCACUAAAGAGGCAAUUAUGAUUAAUUUAAUUGCAAU
Messenger RNA from Pararge aegeria (speckled wood butterfly), 2869 nucleotides. RefSeq names its product dual specificity mitogen-activated protein kinase kinase 4 (gene Mkk4). Lineage: Eukaryota; Metazoa; Arthropoda; Insecta; Lepidoptera; Nymphalidae. The transcript has 8 exons. The record is from RefSeq and is a predicted model, not a curated record. Gene Ontology annotation, biological process: MAPK cascade; protein phosphorylation. Bases 246 to 1475 code for a protein of 409 amino acids. Gene Ontology annotation, molecular function: ATP binding; JUN kinase kinase activity.